This is a messenger RNA of Callithrix jacchus (white-tufted-ear marmoset), 10871 nucleotides long. RefSeq names its product dynactin subunit 5 (gene DCTN5). The record is from RefSeq and is a predicted model, not a curated record. NCBI's taxonomy places the organism in Eukaryota, Metazoa, Chordata, Mammalia, Primates, Cebidae. Gene Ontology annotation, cellular component: dynactin complex.
GAGACAGCCGAGCAGUGAAGCGAGGCCGUCUAAAGGAGAGCCGCGCUGUCGAUGAGACCCAGAGGUCCACCUAGAGCGGAAGUGGAGGAGCGGCCGGAAGUAGCCGGAAUCUCAGAAAGACUGACCGACGGAUUCUGACAGGAGCCGGGUCUGAGGGAAGGAGGCGGCGGCCAUGGAGUUGGGCGAGCUGCUUUACAACAAGUCCGAGUACAUCGAGACGGCAUCUGGGAACAAAGUCAGUCGCCAGUCGGUGUUAUGUGGAAGCCAGAACAUCGUUCUCAAUGGCAAGACCAUUGUGAUGAAUGACUGUAUUAUCCGAGGGGAUCUGGCAAAUGUAAGAGUUGGGCGCCAUUGUGUUGUGAAAAGUCGUAGUGUCAUAAGGCCACCAUUCAAGAAAUUCAGCAAAGGUGUUGCAUUCUUUCCUUUACAUAUUGGGGACCAUGUCUUUAUUGAGGAAGAUUGUGUGGUCAAUGCAGCUCAGAUUGGUUCCUACGUUCAUGUUGGCAAGAACUGUGUGAUUGGACGCCGAUGUGUGUUGAAAGACUGCUGCAAAAUUCUUGACAACACAGUAUUACCUCCAGAAACUGUGGUCCCACCAUUCACUGUCUUCUCAGGCUGCCCAGGACUCUUCUCAGGGGAGCUCCCGGAGUGUACUCAGGAGCUGAUGAUUGACGUCACCAAGAGCUACUACCAGAAGUUUUUGCCCCUGACACAAGUCUAGCAUCUCUGCCUCAUAUCUUGAAUUUGCUUGAGCUCUAAAAUGAAUUCGGGGACAAAGUGAGCCAGUCAACACCUAGGAAGAGCUCUUAUGUCUUCAACAUCUACUCCUCCUUCUUUUAAAAAAUGUCUUGAGAAUUUCUCAAUCCUCAAGGCUCUAAGCUCUUAAGAAUUUACUAAUAGACCAUCUGCAGGAGUUAUCUUCACAUGCUAUGCUUACACCUUAUCUAUGAACAGUCACUUUGUACCAUUAUCUGAGGAACACAGAAUCAUCUGUUCCCAACACUCCAGCCCCUUGGUCCUGUGAAUGGCUGGAUCCCGCCUGAAAUGGACCUGCAGAGCAGCAGCACCCUUAUGGUGUGGAGGUCAUAUAGCUCAUGUGCUGCUCACAGCCAUACGCUGCCCAUGCUGAGUGCCUCUCACACAGGUAAUGCCCAGCUUUUCUUCUGCUAACAAUUGGCCAGUUGUUGCAAUUGCUCAUAAUCCUGGGAAAAGGUGUUUGUGACUUUUCAGAGCCCAGAUUCCUGUUGGCUAUUAAAACUUGAAGGGAGGGGUGAUUAGUGUUUCUCUCUCUUCUUCCCAAAAUGACCUUAGCUGUCCUAGGGUAGUUAGUAAAAGACUUUUUAGCAUUUUGACCUAGGGCCUUUGGCUUUCACUAAAAGUGGGGACCUCAGCAUCCCAGACUGUACUUUUGCCAGGUGUUAGAUAUAAGUCUCUCAUGUGGAUACAUUAGUCAGGUGGUUACUUCUUGCCACAAGGUACUUAUUUCACUGAAGACACUGCAUUUGCGAACUCUUGCUCCCUGGCCUAGAACCAUUCAGCCUACCCUGUAUUUGUCAAAACUCUAUAAUUUACACGAAAAUGUCUGUACUUAGAGCCCAUUCGCAUAUAAAGAUGAAGGGCUCUUAAAAUCAGUUUGUGGGCACAGAGCCCUGGGAGUAAAUGAAGUUGCUAGGGUUGUUCUUACUAUCUCCUUCUGGCCAGUAGCACACCCUUCCUGGUACUGCUCUGACCUCGUAGCUUAGAAGGAAGAUUUAGAGGUAAGGGCCUGAGAAGGUUGGCUUUAGUUAAUACUCUGAUCUGUAAGUGAGUAGGGCAGAACAGUUCAGCCUUGUAGGUUAGAAUUUAGCAGGAGCUAUCCUGACUUAAUAUCCAGUUGUGGGGUUUGUGAAACAAAACAGCUGUAUAUAAUCAUUUCCACUAGUUCCAUCUAGAACUCCUUUCUAGUUUGUCAUUUUUUUUUAUAACUUUCUAGUUUGUCAUUUUUUAAAAUAAAUACAUAACUCAGAGAAGAUGGAAGUUUAUUUCUCUCUCCCCUAACAGUGCAGAGAUAGUCAGCCGGUCCAGGCCAGGCAAGUGGCUGGUCCAUGAUAUCAUCAGGCACCCAGGUUCCUACUGUCUUGGCAUGUGUCCACAGUUAACAACAAGGUAGGCUGUAAAUAUGGUUUCUACUUGGGCAGCCAAAACUCUGAAAGGAGAUUGUGCUAGUAAGGGAGUGGGGGAAGAAUGGCCAUUGGGAGACAAUAAGCAGACACAACCAGGCCUCUGUGUUGGCUUCCUUUCCUCCUGUUGCACAUGAGCCUUCUCUGUGUAUUUGGGGCCAUGACAGCUGACAGCUCCAGACCUGUAUCCUUCCAUCUUGGGGGCCCUGAAUGAAAAGUUUCUUCUUUUCCAGUUCUAAUUUGGAAACUCACAAAGUUCUCAGUGGUUUGUUAGUCCUGUGUCCUCUUGGAGCAGUCUCUGUGGCCAUGCAUGUUUGGCCACAUGAUUAAUCCAGUCUGGGUCAUGACCUUUUCUCCAUCCAAAAUAUGGUGCUGGAAAGACAAAAACAAUAGCUACUACAAACAAUAGGAGUUUAUAAUUAUGUUGCUGAUGUAUUCGAAGAUGUGUUGACAGUUGUGAGUGUGUAUCCUAGGAAAGGCCAGCUGGAGUCUGUCUCCAUGGUGGUUCUCACCCCAGGGACCUAGGAACAGUCUGUCACCACACAAUCACUUUUGUAAGCCUAGAGAAGAAAAUCUUGUCCUCAGAAUGCUUGCAGAAGAACAACCAGAGGGGAAGGACCUUGACUGGGACUCUUUCGAGUUUACUUGGGGCAGAGGGAAUUUAAUGGCUCAUGUAGCUGGAAAGGUUGAGCUAGAUUGAGCUUCAGGCUGCAUCCCAGGACUCCAAACAGGGAUCUGUCUCUUUGGCUCUCAGCUCUGCUUUCAUUUGAGUCGGCUUUAUUCUCGGGCUUUACGGUGUGGCCCCACAGCACCAGUUAUUGAUAAAAAGAGCUCCCCUUUGCUGACAACUGCUGGAUUUGGUUUUCAUUGGCCCAGGUGAGAAAGGUAUCCAGCCUUAAGGCAUCAUUGUGGCCAGGAAGAUGGAAUACGCCAAGUGGACAGGCCUGGCAUGUACCCACAGAGACUGAGAGUUGCUGCUGGUGGUUGUGGUGGCGGAUAUUACCUGAAGAAGGGAUGAAUGGGUGCUGGGCAGGAAAAAGCAUUAGCUGUCUAGUUCAGGCCUCUCCUCUUUUUCUGGUAUCUUCACUUUCCUCCCUCUCCCUGCUGUCCCUUACCCUCUGGCUAGUCUCUCAUUACUCCUGGUCUUGGGAGGUACCUUCUGAGGAUACUCUGUGGGGUUGCCUGAGCCUGGAUUACAGGCAGAGGGAGGAUGUUGCCUAGCCAAAGUGGGUGUUCAAUAAAGAACCAUUUGGAGUUGGUCUUCUGUCUGGAACUGCUUCCUUUUUAUUUUUUCCCCUGAUGAGCUGACUGGGCCAUGGAACUGCUUCCUUAUGGUCCCCCAUAGCACCUUACAGAGGGGCCCUUGUCAAUAGAGUUUUAGUUAUGCACCUAUGUUCUUGUCUGAGCCCUCACAAGCUGUGAGCUCCUGAGGAGUCAGGCUUGAGUCUGUGGGUCAUCUAACACAUCCUUAAUAGAGUGACUGAAUGUGACCACCCCCACCUCCCACCCUCACACACCCCGCCAGCAUGCCUCAGACCCUACUCCAGCUUCAGAUAAGUCUCAUGUUACAGGAUCCCUGGUGCAGGGAACAAAGGUAAAUGAUUGUCUUGUGAGCCUCCCAUUGACUGAUUCUGUUUUACAUGGCUGCACAGAGCCCUUAUGGUUGUUUGGGGUUGGUGGUGGCUUCUGUAUUAGUCGCUUCUGAAUGAAUCAGUUCCCUCGGGAUCUGAGGCCACAGUUCCUUUCUUAGUCACUGACCCAUGUGAGUGCUGGCAGACUUGAAAUUAAUCAGACAGACAUUGUUCCUAGUUAACAUGUCCUUGGAAGUUUCUCAGCUAUGAAGAAGAGGUCUUGGUGGCUAGGGAGUCCUUUCUCUGUAUCCUGUUCUGUCCAGUGAGAGCCCAGAGGGUGCUUCCCAGCCACUUUCUGUCUGGCCUCAGCUAUUCUCCUGAAAAACAUUGGCAUCUGACAACCUAGAUGGUUACUGUAGGUAGUCAAAUUCAGCUGGCUGCUCUCCUGGGGGUUAGCUUCUGUGGAGCUGUAGGGUCCCUGAAAUGAUACUGCCAGUGUUGGGACAGCGUAUCCAAAGGCCUGGUGUUUUCAGAACUGGUCUCAGCAAAAUGUCGUGCCAAAUUCUAUAGUUCCCAUAAGAACAUGAUAACUGAAACACUUCUAGAGGCCCCCAGCAAUGGGGUUGUGCUUUUUGUAGAAUAUAUGUUUGCUGCCAUUUAGGGGUAAGAAGGUGGGCCCCCCACCAUAUGCUGCACAGAGAAAAGAGCACCAUCACUCACUCAUUUAACAGAUGCUUUCUGAGCCACUACUGAGCACUAAGCACUUCCUAGGUCCUGGGGAUUCAGUGGACAUUAAGAUGGGAGCCAGUUCUUGUCCCUAGUUAUCUCACUGCUUAGUGAGGGAGAAAGCCAAGGAAUCAAACAAAAUACAGAGUUCUUAGAAGAGGGUCAGAGGGGCCCAUUUUGAGAGCCAUCAGUGGUGAGGAGUGAGUGCUAGUUAGGCUGAUCAGAUCCCAGCCUGCUAUUGCCUAGCCUUGUGACUUUGAGCAAGUUAUCUUCAUGGAACCUCAGGUUUCUCAUACAUAAAACGGGGAGGUUGGAUAAGGUUAUUAUGAGGAUUGAAAUGCAUUAAUACAUGUAAAACAUAAGUACUGGCUCAAGGUCAGCACUCAAUAAAUGGUAGUUAUACUUACUUUUAUUAGGAAGUGAUGCACCUUGAGCAAAACCCCUUGAGAGUAUAAGGCAUAGCAUUCUUACAUGUUUUAAAAAUUUUAAAUAAAAACAUCUUGGCCUUUAUAAUCAGUCCACCACAAAGAAGAGAUGGAGAAAUCACCCUUCCUUGUUUUGUAUCUAUGAGGUACAAACAUUUAAUCCUCCCAGCUGUCAAAAAAGGGAUUUUCACAGCCUGUAUUACAGCGGAGGAAACUGCUGUUCAGGGAGGUUAAGUAAAUUUGCCCCAUAGUCACACAUCUAAUAAAUGGAUGAGCUAUAAUCAAGACAAGCUCUUACUUGGCUGCAAAGUCCAUGUUUUAUGCAGCUCCUCCUAUAUCUUGGCCUCCAAGGCAGCUGGCUCUGAACACAAUCCCUUGCUCUCCUGAAGUUUUUGCUGGCGAGCUGGCCCCACCUGCUUUCCAUGUGUACUCUGACUUGGACCCUGAAGUGAGAAGAACUGACACAGGACAUCUUGCUUUCCUGAAAACAGUACCUGGACUUUUCUGUAUCUUCAUAUCCACUGGGCAUUGGGCCAAUGGGUCAUGCAGAUGAAAAUCAUCCAAGAAAAGAGACACAGGAGUGAAAUUCACACCCUUUCUGGCUUUCAGACCAUGGGUCUGAACAUUAGCCCGUGGUGUUUCUUGGCUGUACCGACCUGUGCCUUUUCAGCUGCAUUCAUCUCAAUUGGUGGUGUCUGCUGGCUGCUCUUUCUGAUUUCCCACAGGAGCGGUAAGAGCCUAAGGAAGAGUAGGGUCAGAGGAGUCAAGGAGAAUGAGGAAAUAGAGAGCCCCAGGCAUUGGAAAGGCCUGUCAGAGACCCUAAGCUUCUGAGAACUGGUGCAGGUUCUUCUUAUUUCAAUAACAACAACCACAACUGUCAAAACCAUAUGCCUGUACUAUUUGGAGUGCUGUCCUUGCAGAAUCUCUUUACAAGAACCUUAGGAAAUAGGCACGUCAUCUCCUGAAUAGAAUCCUAGGAAAUGGGCACUGUAGUGGGCACUUUAUCCCCAUUUUAUAGACAUGGAAAUUGAGGUACAGAGAGGUUAAGUACUUUCCCAAGGUCAUACAGCUAGUGAGGGAGGAGUUCUUUAGUCUGUGAGUUUAACUGAUAGAUCAUACUUCAUUUUGUUAUGGAGUAAGCAAGCAAGUGAACAAAUGAGUCUGGGAUUUAGGGCUUGCCAGACAACGCCCAAGACUUGGGUUGGAAUUCUAGUUUUGCCACCUGUUAGCUAUAAACCUUGGGUAAGUAACCCAAGGUAAACGAGAUCAUCUUUGUAAAACUCCUAGCCCUGUGCCUUGCACAUAGUAAAUGCUCAACAAGGGUUCACUUGUUAGUAUUAUUGUUACUGAUAACAUACAAAUAUAUUGUAUUCACGGGCUGUAAUUGCAACUGUAUAAAACAGAUUCCAUGUUGACAAGGACUACAAGGGAAUAUGAGAACAUGGAAACAGCUAUGAAAGGAGAUAAGAGAAUUAGGUGCAUUUUCUUCAAUAUAUCAUUUUUUUAACUUUCUUUUGUUUAUUUUUUAUUUUAUAUAUAUCAGUUUUUCACACAGCUAAUUUUUAAGUAGACAGUUUCAUUUGUUUAUUUUUUAAAUAGAGACCGGGUUUACCAUGUUGCCGAGACUAGUCUUGAACUCCUGGGCUCAAGCCAUCUUGGCCUCCCAAAGUGCUGGGAUUACAAGCAUAAGUCAUUGUGCUCUGCUGUUUUUUAGUAAACAUUUCUAAUCAAACAAGUAAAACAUACAUGCAGUGGGUGCUCAGCAGGCCUUGAGUGUAUGAAUGAAAACUAUUCUGUUUUUAUUGGUUGAUUUAAUUGCUUAAAAACCAUACCUUAGCUGGGCACAGUGGCAUGCGUCUGUAGUCGCAGCUACUCAUCUCUUAAAAAAAAAAAGUUUUAUGCUUGUUAAUUUCAUAAAUGCUAGAGGGAUCACCCCAAUCAAAUAAAGCUACUCAAAAAUAAAAUAUGAAAGGUGUUAGUGGGGUACAGCUUACUAGUUUUUUGCCACUAGUGGAUAGGUUGGAAUUUAAUUUCUUCAGAAACUGGAACCAGAACAAUUAUGUAACUGAUGAUUUUUGCUGUGAUUGGUGCCUACUGGAGCCUCUGGAAAGAGGAAGACAACAUGGAAAGAGAAGCAAUCUCUGUUUGGAAUAUGAAAAUAUAGUUAAAUUGCUAAUGAGCCCUUGCCAAAAUCAAAUCUCUACCCUUAGAAGCUGAUGGUUGUCUAAUAAGUGUUUUUUGAGUGGGUCAGUUGGACUCUAAGACCAAGAACAUAAAAAGGCAGCCUUGCAUGUCACUUGGACUUGGAUCACAGCUGUCUGGCCACACAGCAUGCCUUCACUGCUGCUGAAGAAAAGCAGCUGGCUUGUUGGAAUCUCAAAUUCACAGAUCCUAAUUGCCUGUCCUGACUCUAAACUGAAACCUGCUACUGUCUGCCAUGAGCUGUUUCAGCCUCAACCAACAUAAGCUAUGCUCAGUUGAAAGCAGACACAGGCUUAAUGGCCAGGACUCAGACGUUGGGGCCGUUGGAGAUUAAGGACCCCCUCUGUGAUACACUAAACUAGGAAACCGUCCUGGAACGUGACUGAAAAGGGCUUAUUCUUUAAUGGGACCAUCUAAGAUCAAGCUGCUGAUAGGCUGUUUGUCUCUAAUACAGGCUAAUUGCAUUCCUAACUUCUGAUCUUUGCCAAAAGCUGCAAGCUGGAGAAGGGCAUAUCACAAGGACUGUAACCUCUCCUGCUUUUGACAGACCAGACUCAAACCUUCUCUGGGGCUUCUCUCAUUGCUGUUCACUUGUUGCAUUCAGCUUUUGGGAUUAGUUGCAAUUGCAGCAGUGGACGGACAGCCUGACUCUACUUCCCUCACUUUUCUCCCAGCACACACAGCUUAGUAAAGUAGGUGGAUUAUUAAAAUGUAGCUGUCCCCAGAAAGGUAUUAGACUUUUCUAGGCUGCUCAUUGAAUAAUCAGGACAAAAGGGGUAGAUUAUGUAAACACAUUUUGAAAUUUUUAAAAAUUCAGGGUUUCAUCCUUUAUUAGUUUGCUAAGGAUACCAUAAAGUACCAUAAACUGAAUGGCUUACACAAUAGAAACUUAUUUUCCUAUAGUUCUGGAGGCUAAAAAGUCCAAGACAAGGUGUCGACAGGUUUGGUUUCUUCCGAGACGUCUCUGCUUGACUUGCAGAUGGCUGUCUUCUUACUGCGUCCUCACAUGGUCCCUCUGUGUAUCUGUGUCCUAAUCUCUUCUUUCAAUAAGGAUACCAGUCACAUUGGAUUAGAACCCAUCGUAACAAUCCCAUUUUACCUUAGUUACUUCUUUAGGGCCUAUCUUCAAAUGUACUCACAUUCUGAGGUACAGGUGGUUAGGACUUAGCAUGAAUUUUUGUAAGGACAUAGUUCAACCCUCAACAUCUUAUUACUAAUUUCUGAAUGUGUCUUUCUAGUUAAGUUGCAUAAAAACAUUUAUCUACUUGAACUCUAGGAUGAUGGUAAAAAAAAAAAAAAAAAAGUUGGCCAGGCGCAAGUGAUGGACACAUAUGAUCCCAGCACUUUGGGAGGCCGAGGUGGUCGGAUUGCUUGAGCUCAGGAAUUCAAGACCAGCUUGGGCAACAUGGCGAAAUCCUGUGUCUACAAAAAGUACAAAAAUUAGCUGGGUGUGAUGGCAUGUACCUGUAGUCCCAGCUACUUAGGAGGCUGAGGUAGGAGGAUGGCUUGAGCCCAGGAGGUGGAGGUUGCAGUGAGCCAAAAUCGUGCCACUACACUCUAACCUGGGCAACAGAGCCAGACCUGGUCUCAAAAAAAAAAAAAAAAUGUUUAUCUACAGAAAUGCUUUUGUGCCUCUUACAUACAACCCUUUCAGAGGAAAGGCCUGGCUGAGAUUAAGAGAUGGUUGAAAAAACGUUACGUUAUGGCUGAGUUCAGCGGCUCAUGCCUAUAAUCCUAGCACUUUGGGAGGUUGAAGUGGGCGGAUCACGAGGUCAGGAGUUUGAGACCAGCCUGGCCAAUAUGGUGAAACCCCCUCUCUACUAAAAAUACAAAAAUUACCCGGGUGUGGUGGUGUGCACCUGUAAUCUCAGCUACUCAGGAGGCUGAGGCAGAAUUGCUUGAACCUGGGAAGUAGAGGUUGCAGUGAGCCAAGAUUGUGCCACUGCACUCCAACCUGGGUGACAGAGCAAUACUCUGUCUAAAAAAGAAAAAAAAAAAAAGUAAAGUUAUGAUUGCUGAACAGGGCAUGAUUGUUUUGGUAAUGAUGGAGAAAAGAAAGCCUGGCCCCUGGGGAGGCUUGAUCCCUGGAAGCCUCUUGCUGAAGGAAAAUUCCCAGUACUGCCUUUCCAUGUGCUUUGAGUUCCUACUGUCAACAGAGUGGGUCCAGCUCCCACGCUUUACAUGAAGAUCUUCAAAUGUCAUCCACGCUUAUGAGAUGAAUCAACUUGUGUCCUGAACAAGCAAAACUGUUUGGGACUCACUGCCUUCAGGCAGUCCCUUAGAAGCCAAGGACUCCAGGAACUUUUCAGAUGGGACUAGAAACACUAGGGCAGGAGUUCCUCUGGUGGGAGGCCCGUUCACCUGUAUGGUCUGACUAAUGGAUGUCCUGCUUGGGGUGUCCUAAUGUUGUAAGUUCUUUGUUUCUAGGGGUACCACCUAUGCCCCUGGGACUGUGCUUCUGUCCAUGACCAUAACUCUCAUGAUUUCCCCUCAGCCUUGGAAAGCAUGUGGGUUAGCUUCAGCUUACUGGCCAGAGUUGUACUGUGCCUGAAUUGAUGCCUCAGGUCAGGUUAAGAAAAAAAAAAGGUUCAGACAGCAAUUAAGGGCCGGGCAUGGUGGCUCACACAUGUAAUCCCAGCACUUUGGAAGGCUGAGGCGGGCAGAUCACCUGAGGUCAGGAGUUUGAGACCAGCCUGACCAACAUGGUGAAACCCCGUCUCUAGUAAGAAUAUGAAAAUAAAAAAAUUAGCUGGGUGUGGUGGCACGCACUUGUAGUCCCAGCUACUUGGGAGGCUGAGGCAGGAGAAUGACUUGAACCCAGGAGGCGGAGGUUGCAGUGAGCCAAGAUCACGCCAUUGCAUUCCAGCCUGCGACAGAGCAAGACUCCAUGUCAAAAAAAGAAAAACGAAUUAAGGAGGAAGCCACCUGGCUUUCUAAGAUAGGCUUUAUGGUUAAUGGGAUUUAGUUUAACUGGUUACAUCCAAGAACCCUACCAGGAAGAACUGAGGUCCAUGCUUCAGGUUGUUCUCAUCCUUUUGCAUGGGGGUCCUACUGAUAAUAAUUUUGCUGUAAAGAAGCCUCAAUAAGGAGAUGGACUAUGUGAAAAGGAUGAGAAAGCAGGCCUGUGUCUGCUGUCCUUAGGCCUGUUUGCAAGGCUGGCCAUUGGCUGGCAUUGAAAGCUUGGAUUUCAGGAGGGUUCUCACUACUUAAAUGAUAAGAGUGUCUCAUUGGGACUACCUAAACUGUUUGUACAAACAAUGUGGAUUAUGCUGAACAUCUGCUUUCCUUCUGGGAGUCUGGGAUUUUGGAAUGUGUUAGGCAGAGGAUGAGGUGACCAGAACCCUGGACACAGUCUGUAAUGAGCUUCCCUGGUACACAUUGCACAUGGGUGUCAAAAUUGAUUGCUGGAGGAAUUGUGUCCUGUGUGACUCUGCUGGGAGAGGACCAUGGGAGGCUUGCACCUGGUUUCCCUGGACUUUGCCCAUGCACUUUUUUCCUUUGCUGAUUUUGCUUCCUAGCUUUUGGCUGUUGUAAAUCAUAGCCAUGAGUAUGACAACAGGCUGAGUCUGUGAAUUUCCUAGUACAUCAUUAGAUUAGGAGGUGGUAUUGGCAUCUCCAGCACAGGGCGCAAGGGAGACUUGCGGUGUUUGUCAUGUUCUCUUUCUCAAUCUGGAUGUGGUUUACAGAUGUGUUCAGUUUGUGAAAAUUCACUGAGCUCUAUGUACAGUUAUGAUAUGUACAUUUUUUUCUGUAAGUGUAUUAAAUUUCAAUAAAAAGAAUAAUUCACA